AUGGUAUCCAUCAAUGGGCUAGUCAACGCGCACUACAACGGGUCGUAUCUCCUCACCGCCUCUUUAUCCGCUUAUUCCGGGACCAUAUUUCGGGAUGAAGCCCGCGACAAAUCUGACACGUACGACAAAUAUGACGGAACGAAGUCGUAUGGCGCAACGCCGUAUGUCGUGGCCCCUUUCGAUCCCACGCGCAAUGGGAAACCGCUGACUGACCUCAUGCAAACAGCUACCAAUGCAACACGCACCUUUAGAUUCCCGGAUGGAG
This is a messenger RNA of Sphaeroforma arctica JP610, 265 nucleotides long. RefSeq lists its product as hypothetical. The annotation marks the transcript as partial. NCBI's taxonomy places the organism in Eukaryota, Ichthyosporea, Ichthyophonida. The record is from RefSeq and is a predicted model, not a curated record. The transcript has a single exon.